Molecule: messenger RNA, 617 nt
Organism: Salvelinus sp. IW2-2015
Lineage: Eukaryota; Metazoa; Chordata; Actinopteri; Salmoniformes; Salmonidae
Source: RefSeq, a predicted model, not a curated record
GGCAGGGCAGCCUUCGAGCCCGAGGCCUGUCCUUCAGGGAAGGAGACAUUGCCAGCUCCUACAACACACAGAGCCGCAGCGCCAUAACCUGCCCUGGUAACUCCUGCCUCUGGCCCAAGUCAGUGGAUGGAUUUGUCUAUGUUCCUUACAUUAUCUCUCCACAAUACGAUGACAUGGAUAGAAUCACCAUAGAGAUGGGAAUGCUGGACAUCUUACUUGAAACGUGUGUGAAGUUUGUUCCUCGCAGCCAUGAAACCAACUACCUGGAUAUACAGCCCAGGUUUGGUUGCUGGUCAUUCCUGGGUAUGACUAAAGGCCCUCAGCCCAUCUCCCUGCAGUCCCCUGGCUGCAUGUGGUCUGGCAUCGUCUCCCAUGAACUCAUGCACGCUCUGGGCUUUGUGCACGAGCAGUCCCGCUCUGACCGGGAUCGCCAUGUUUCUAUCAUGUGGGAAAACAUCAGGAAGGGUUUGGUUCUAAGGUAUGCCUUCUCAGAGGACGGUGGCCCAACCAUCAUCCCCAAACCAGAUCCCAACAUUCCUAUUGGUCAGCGAGACGGCCCCAGUGUUGUGGACAUACAGAAGAUAAACCUACUGUAUGAAUGUGGUGGCCUGGUGUAA